Molecule: messenger RNA, 4484 nt
Organism: Hyposmocoma kahamanoa
Lineage: Eukaryota; Metazoa; Arthropoda; Insecta; Lepidoptera; Cosmopterigidae
Product: semaphorin-2A-like
Exons: 14
Coding region: 494-2623 (709 amino acids)
Biological process (GO): neural crest cell migration; semaphorin-plexin signaling pathway; negative regulation of axon extension involved in axon guidance
Molecular function (GO): semaphorin receptor binding; chemorepellent activity
Source: RefSeq, a predicted model, not a curated record
GCAUCAAGCGGCCCGUCAGUAUCUACGAGGCUCAGUCAGUUCUCGUUGCUGCGAUGCCGAAAGCGCACGCUAUGCCGGUCGCCCGCCGUCGACUUUACGAUCGACGAUCGCGACGAUUCUUUCCGAACUAAUAAAUCUGGCGAGCCGAAAACAAACCCCCACGAACAGAUUAAAACUCGAUAUGAGAUAACAAGCUCGCGUUUCGGUUCGUGAUUAAUCGCUAAAAGUCUACACAGCUUGCAUGAUUCCAGCGGAACAGUAAUCUCCGAGUUUCGUAUUAGGUGUGGAUAAUGUAAACAGAUAAACAUUGUUGAAGUUUUUGGGAAUUGUUUAUUGACAUGGGCAUAACAAUACUUGCAUUGUCAGACGAUAAUGUUAAGGUUGGUGAUGUAGUUUGAAAAGAACUAGCAAUAGAGAUUAAGGAGAGACGGCAGGUGGUGGGUGGAUGCACUGGAAGCAAUAGGGCGGUGCUGGAGAGAACAGGAGCAGCAAGAUGGGCAUCCGGCGCUCGAUGCUGGUAUUGUGGAGCGUGGUGGCGGCGGCCUUGUCCGACUCCUGGACGGCAUACCAGGAGCAGCCGUGCUGCAGGCCCGUCACGCAUCAUCGCAUCAGGCACCACAGAGAUCAUAUACGAGAAUUUUCCUGCGGUAAUCUCUUCUACCGCACCCUAUACAUGAAUGAAGAUAGAAAUGCGCUUUUUGUUGGUGCUAUGGAUCGAGUUUACAAACUAAAUAUGUCUGAUAUAAGUCAAUCACACUGUGAGAGGGACGCACUACUACUAGAAGCGAGUAAUGUGGCAAGGUGCGUGAGCAAGGGAAAGUCAGAGCCUUUCGAAUGUCGCAACCAUAUACGCGUGCUGCAGCCACUAGGAGACGGAGAAAGACUCUACGUUUGCGGCACCAACGCCCACAGUCCCAAAGACUGGGUAGUUUAUUUAAACCUGACCCAUCUUCCUCGGCACGAAUACGUGCCCGGCAUCGGGUUAGGAGUUGCGAAAUGUCCGUAUGAUCCUGCGGACAACAGCACGGCUGUGUGGGUCACGCAGGGCAACCCGGGUGGCCUACCUGCGCUCUACGCGGGGACUAAUGCAGAGUUUACAAAAGCGGACCCAGUCAUAUUCCGCAAUGAUUUAUUUGACCACGGUCAAAAGAAGUUCAAUUUCAAGAGAACGUUGAAGUACGACUCCAAAUGGCUAGACAAAACUAACUUUGUCGGAUCCUUCGACGUCGGUGAAUAUGUUCUGUUUUUCUUUCGGGAAACGGCUGUGGAGUUUAUGAACUGCGGUAAAGCAGUAUAUUCUAGGGUAGCCAGGGUAUGUAAGCAGGACACGGGAGGUAAACACAUACUCAGCCAAAAUUGGGCGACGUAUUUAAAAGCGAGGUUAAACUGCAGUAUACCUGGAGAGUUUCCAUUUUAUUUUGACGAAAUACAGAGUGUAUACCAAAUGCCGGACGAUCCGACACGUUUCUAUGCGGCAUUUACAACAGGCGCAAGUGACGGAUUGGUCGGUUCCGCCAUCUGCACCUACACUAUGGACGAUAUUCAAGAAGCCUUUGCUGGAAGGUUCAAGGAACAGGCUACGUCCAGUUCAGCGUGGCUGCCUGUGUUAAGAGCACGGGUUCCUGAACCUAGGCCGGGUACUUGUGUCAACAACACAGAAGCCCUUCCCGAUAAUGUCCUGAACUUCAUCAGAUCACAUCCACUAAUGGACUCUGCGGUGCGGCAUGAAGGCGACACGCCAGCGUUUUACAAGAGAGACCUGGUGCUGACAACGCUAGUGGUGGAUCGGCAAUUCGUCGACAUGCUCAGGGACGAUAUCACCUAUACCGUAUUCUAUGCCGGCACUAGUGCUGGAGAAGUAUAUAAGAUAGUGCAAUGGGCAGGUGGCGUCUCCCGAGUGGCGGACAUUUGGCGGGUCUCGGGUUACGAACCAGUUCGAGCUUUAGCACUCUCGAAGACAACCCAUUCUCUAUACCUCGCCACAGAUUACAGAUUACGACAACUGCCAUUAAGAGCUUGUACACAUCGGUACGACAGUUGCGUACGAUGCGUCUUAGAUCCAUACUGUGGAUGGGAUAAAGAAGUUGGAGCGUGUCGUCCUUACACGCCUGGCCUUCUCCACGAUGCUACGAAUUCUACUCCCUCGAUAUGCGAGGCCAGCGCUCCUCUGAGGACUGUGCGAGCGAGCUAUGGUCAAAGCGUCCAUUUAGCUGCCUUUGGAAAAACACCUGAGGCAUUAAAAGAUCAACAAGUUACUUGGUAUCACCAUUCCCGACAGGAUGGGCGGCAUAAAAUAAAUUUCAACUUGGACCGAGUUCUUGAAACGUCGGAAAGAGGCUUAGUGAUCCUAUCGGUAACAGAAUCGGACCGAGGACGCUACGAAUGCUACUUUGGUCCUACCCUCAUUGCUUCUUAUAACUUGGACAUCGACAUACACAGAUGUACACAGCCAAGCAAAACGCAAGAUUAUAAGCAAGUUUAUUCAGAUUGGUGCCACGAGUUUGAGAAGUACAAAAGCGCUAUGAAAGUUUGGGAGACGAGGCAAAUGCAAUGUUCGAAAAGCCUGAAUGCGUCGUCGCAGCAGAACAGUCUGGGGAAUGAGAUCGUGACAUCACUGCGGUGAUAGGGCACAGUCACACAGACAGUUGAUUAAUGUACGAUUACUCGCCGCCCUCGCGGCAUAAACUAUCCGAUAUUUCGCCGACAGUGUCCGGCAGGCAGUGAGCACGGGCCCCUACCACCGGUCUACAGGUCAGCAUUUUAAGGGAAACCACCAAAACAUGUUCGAUUAUUUUUUUCAAAACAACUCGAAUCAAUAUUUUUGUUGCCAUUAUGUAAUUGUUGUUCCUUGUAUUUGGAAAUUUACCAAAUGUAACGCACAAAUGCGCGCACUAAACUUACUUAUGUUGUAACAAACCAUUUCCGUUAUAAAAGUACAUCGUAAACAUGGGGUAAGGGUCGUAGCUACUGCUUACUGAAAGGGGAAUGAUAAUGUAGUAAGGGGAUGAUCCGUUAAAAUAGAUUUGCUGGUCGUUCUCCGUAGCCAGCCGUUCCAGACACUGCGCUUUGACGGGUGGCUGACUGCUGUGCUACUUUACUGCCAAUUUUUAUUUCUACUGUGUUUCUAAUUCAUAUUUCAUACGUCCAUACACCUUUGGUCUUGUUAUAUCGGGUAGUAUAUGCAGCAAGAAAAGCGUUAAAGUUAUUUUUAAUGUAUUGUUGAUGAACGCGACUGAAUAAUUUAAGCAAAACUUUGUCAAAGUUACUUCAGUGCAUGACUAUUAUGUAAAAUUGUUAUCGCCUCCGCAUUGAAAAAUGUAACUAGUUCGUACAAGCCGAACGUCUUGAAGGUGUGAUUACACCGCUACAAAUUGCUGUGAUAUCAGUUCUCGUUGGUUUACAAAUGAAAAUGAUAAGAGAAUAAUAAUAUUACUUAAACAUUGUUUUCGUAUUACUAUACAUUUUCAUAUAAAGUCGAUAAUACAAAAAAUUAUUAUAGUAAAAACACAGCACAUAUUGAAUUUUCUCUCGACUUUUAAUAGUAAAAAUUAUUGAAAAACAAAUUAUUUUACAGCAUUUAAUUUACAUUUUCCAAAUCCAUUAUUAAUUAAGAAUAGGUACUAUUAUAAAAAAGAGCAAUACAAACGCCAAUUUAGGUGUAAGGGUAAUUGAUAAUGCUUAUUUGUAGAGUCGUUUAACAAUUGAUAGCAUUUAUUUGUGUAGGUUUUUGUUGUUCGGCGGCAUCUUUGCGUGUUGAAACACUGUUCAAAGUUAUGUAGAAGUUUCAAUUAGGUUAGUAUUAGUUUCAAAGAGAUGGAAUUAUUGAUUUAUUGCCAUAAAAUGUAAUUUUAGGCCCGACUUCGGACUCGGAAACCGAAUUUAAUAGAAGUUGUUUUGUUUUGUUUUCGGUUGAAUUUAAAUAGGAAUUUCGCUAGAAUAGUGCCUUGUGAAGCAUGCUUACGGUAUAUACAAUUCUAAUUGAAUUUUACUUAAUAUUUUUGUGUACAAUGUAAAAAGUUAUUGUGUAGAGUUUAUGAAUUUGAGCGUAGGUAAAUCGUUCGUGAAAAAAGCAAUAACGUUCCAAUGAAUUAAAAUUUCGACAGUAUUAAAUAUAAUUUUUGCAGAUUAGAUAGAGUACUAAAGUUAAACUUAGGGAGUAAGUAAAAGUUACAAUUAAUUUAUGAGGAGGUACCGUUCAGGAAAUCGCCGAAAACGCCUCAACUGUUGAAAAGGCAUUAAAAUAUUUAUUAUAAUAAAACUACCUAACCACUAAAGCUUAUUUAAGAUCAGGUACAAGGUACCAUUUUAAUAGAUCUCAUACAUAUUUGUAUACUGCCAUGUAAUCUUGCUUUGUACCUUUUGAAGCAGUAUUGUAAAGCAAGACCAGUAUAAAUGUACAUCAUUCACUGUUUCCGUAUUGUUGGCUUGAACAGUACUUACAAUGUUUUUUCUCAGUAUAUCUUUAAAAGUUAAUUUAUACAACA